Messenger RNA from Oryza brachyantha (malo sina), 1271 nucleotides. RefSeq lists its product as uncharacterized. The transcript is spliced from 2 exons. Bases 211 to 1020 code for a protein of 269 amino acids. The record is from RefSeq and is a predicted model, not a curated record. Lineage: Eukaryota; Viridiplantae; Streptophyta; Magnoliopsida; Poales; Poaceae.
UCUUAUCCUAAUCCAUUGCCGGGUUGCUUCUUUUCUUUCUUCUCUCUGUCUGUCAAUCUGCCUGUCUCUCUUCCUCGCCAAGUUGUUGUUGUUGAGUUGGGUGUCCUGUUUCUUGGACGGACAACGCAUCACCCAGUCCUGAAAUCCGCCGGAGAUUUGCUUCUUGCGCACACUGGCACCGCCCGGAUCGCUGAAUCUUGCUGCUCGGCCAUGUCGACGGCGGUGGCGGAGGUGCCGCCGGCCUACGGCUUCCCCGGAUCGGCGACGAAGAGCCCCGCCGCCGCCGGCGAUGGACGGCGGCCUGAGGAGGUGGUCCUAGCUGGGAAGAGGAGGAGUGACGGGUUCUUUAUAGAGGAGGAGGAGGAGCUGGAAGGGGAGGAGGUGCUCACGGAGAGCUCGUCGGUCGGCCCGCCGUCGCCGGCGAGCUCGUCGAUCGGGGAGAACUCCUCGUCGGAGGCAGGAGGCGGGGAGGAGGGGGGAGACGGGGAGGAGGAGGAGGUGGAGAGCAAGCUCAAGGAGGAGGUCGGGCUCGGCUGCUUGGACGCCUUGGAGGAAUCCCUGCCCAUCAAGAGGGGCCUCUCCAACUUCUACGCCGGCAAGUCCAAGUCUUUCACCAGCCUCGCCGAGGCAACGGCGGCGACGGCGACGGCCGCCGCCAAGGAGCUGCUGGCCAAGCCGGAGAACCCCUUCAACAAGCGCCGCCGCAUCCUGGCCACCUGGUCGCGGCGGGCCUCCUGCAGCUCGCUCGCCACGGCCACCUACCUGCCCCCACUCCUCGCGCCCGACCACGCCGUCGCCGAGGGGGAGGAGGACGAAGACGAUUCAGACAGCGGCGGCGACGAGCCGCGGCAGCACCGGGGCAAGAACGGCGGCCGGCGAGAGGCGGCGCCGCCGCCGCCAUUGCCGCCACCGAGGCUGAGCGUGCACACCCAGAUGGGAAUGGUGAGGAGGAACGGCACAUUCAGGUCGCCGAGAUCGUUCUCACUGUCUGAUCUUCAGAACAGUGGCUGUUCUUGUUAGUAGCUAAAAAAAAAAUUACAGUUAGAGCAAGCCUUUGAUCUCUCAUGGCUAGUAGAGUUUUUACUACUCUACUAUAUAAUUAUAAUUAUAAUCAUAAUUGCAAUGUAUAAGGGUCCAAGUUUGUUGUGUUCUAUGAUUCUACCCAUCUUGGCUUUCUGAGUUCUGACCUAAUUAAGAAGACAUGUAUCAACUAUCUAUGAACUGACCUAACUUGGGGCUAUCAUUAACUAAUGAUGAUGAUGAUUAGUCAA